This is a messenger RNA of Diaporthe citri, 1581 nucleotides long. RefSeq lists its product as uncharacterized. NCBI's taxonomy places the organism in Eukaryota, Fungi, Ascomycota, Sordariomycetes, Diaporthales, Diaporthaceae. Gene Ontology annotation, molecular function: transmembrane transporter activity. Gene Ontology annotation, biological process: transmembrane transport. Bases 1 to 1581 code for a protein of 526 amino acids. The record is from RefSeq and is a predicted model, not a curated record. The transcript is spliced from 2 exons.
AUGGCUUUCAAGGCCGCCCGAUACCUCCAGCACUUCGUCUCGGGCGAAAAGAAAGCGCCAAACUCCAGACCCCCUCACUUCCUGGCUUUUCGGUCGUCUAGCACGUUCAUCCUCGCGACCGUUUGUAUCGCCAUCUUCACCGAUAUCCUGCUCUAUGGCAUCAUCGUGCCGGUCAUCCCAUUCGCACUGACCAGCCGAGUCGGCGUCGACGAGGACUCCGUGCAGACGUGGAAUGCCAUUCUCCUGGCAUGUUACACCAUUGCCCUCUUCAUCGGCAGCCCCCUGGUCGGGCUGUAUGCUGAUCACACGUCCUCAAGGAGAUGGCCUCUUCUCAUCGGCCUGGUUUCUCUGGCGGGCUCAACCAUCUUCCUCUGCCUGGGGAGAACUAUCGCCCUUCUUAUCAUCGGCAGGAUCCUGCAAGGCCUGAGUGCGGCCAUAGUAUGGACUGUUGGACUGGCCCUGAUGGUUGACACUGUGCCAGACAAGAUUGGCGAGGCAAUGGGAUACUCAGCCAUUGCCAUGUCCAUGGGCCUGCUGGUCUCGCCUGCCAUCGGCGGGGCCGUCUUUGCUGCGAAGGGUUACUACGCUGUGUACUAUAUCGCUUUUGGUUGCAUUUUUCUUGACAUUAUCCUGCGCUUGAUUCUCAUCGAAAAGAAGAUCGCGAGGCAGUGGAUUAGUGAUCAAGAGGAGUCCUCAGGUUCCAGUCCCGGCGCGGCUGGAGAGUCUGCUGGAGAAACAGCCGAGGCUGCCGAAGCGCCAGAGAUGAGCGUGAUGCACGAUGAGAAGCAGGUCGGAGGAGCAGGUCCAGGUCACGAUGGUGGCAACAGUAAUAUUGAUUCAGAAGCUACUGCGGUGCCACCAGCAGCACCGUCCAUCGUCGCGAGCGGGAGGACAGCGAAGCACCCCAAGCUGCGGCUCCUCAAAUCGCGACGUCUUCUGGCUGCAAACUUUGGAAUCAUCAUCCAAGCCGGUGCGAUGAUCUCGUGGGACACGGUCGGGCCGCUGUUUGUCAAAGACACCUUCAACUGGUCCUCGACAGCCGCGGGCCUGAUUUUCUUCGCGAUCUUCAUCCCAGCCUUCAUAUCCCCUGUUGUGGGCUGGAUGUGCGACCGCUACGGCGCGAGGUGGCCCACGACAGCCGGCUUCGCAGCCUCCAUCCCCGUGCUGGUCUGCCUGCGCUUCGUUACCGACAACACCAUCGGCCACAAGGUCCUCCUGGGCGCCCUGCUGGCCCUCCUGGGCGUCACCCUGACCUUCGCCAACACGCCGCUGAUGGCCGAGAUCACCUACGCCAUCGACGCGGAGGAGGCCGCCAGCCCGGGCGUCUUCGGGAGGAAUGGCGUGUACGGGCUCGGCUACGGGCUGUUCUGCACGUCGUUUGCCCUCGGAGGCUCCGUGGGCAGCCUGAUGUCGGGGUACGUGAUGGACCGCAACGGCUGGGGCACGCUGACCUGGGUGCUGGCGGUAUGGAUGGCGAGCGGGGCGGUUGUCGUCGCCUAUGGCGUGGGAGGAGGCAAAACUGCGACUGCCAAAGGUAGUCCCGAGGCUGCAGCUGGUGCUGACAUAGAGAGCGCGGCGUGA